AUGAAGUUAAACUUCAGAGCCACUAAUAAUGAAGUGAAAUAUGAGGUACAAUUGGCAGGACUACAAGCAACUCGGCAUGUCGGAGUCGCCCGGGUGGUCAUUUAUUCAGAUUCUCAGCUUGUAACUCAACAAGUAGCAGGGAACUUUGAGGUUAACAGUGACAAGCUGCAGCUAUACCGGGAAGCAUAUGAGAAAAUGAAAGAGGAUUUCAAGGAAGUCACAGUGACUAAGAUUCCCCGAGCAAAUAACCAAAGGGCUGACGAACUAGCUAAAAUGGCCAGCUCUUUGACCACUUGGGGCGUCCUACCUGCUGAUCUGGAGGAAGCUAGAUUGAUCAGGAAGAGAGCGUACGAAUAUACUCUGAUUGGGGAUCAACUAUACAAGCUGGCAUUUUCCAUACCACUGCUCAAAUGCUUAGAUAUGGAGGAGGCAGAGUAUGCCUUGCAAGAAGUACAUCAGGGGUGUAGUGGUAACCACAUUGGAGGAAGGAUGCUAGCUCGAAAGGGGAAGAGUUCUGGUGGAAGAUGCUCAAGUCAGAGUAUUCGCUACAAGAAAGCACCAGAAGUAGAGCAGAGUCACAAAGGCAAGUCAGGGCAGGCGCGCCAAGAGGUCGUGUCAGAAAAAGCUGAGGCAAGGGACACGAGGUAA
This is a messenger RNA of Zingiber officinale, 648 nucleotides long. RefSeq lists its product as uncharacterized. Bases 1 to 648 code for a protein of 215 amino acids. Lineage: Eukaryota; Viridiplantae; Streptophyta; Magnoliopsida; Zingiberales; Zingiberaceae. The record is from RefSeq and is a predicted model, not a curated record. The transcript is spliced from 4 exons. Gene Ontology annotation, molecular function: RNA-DNA hybrid ribonuclease activity; nucleic acid binding.